Messenger RNA from Uranotaenia lowii, 3514 nucleotides. RefSeq lists its product as uncharacterized. Bases 327 to 3035 code for a protein of 902 amino acids. NCBI's taxonomy places the organism in Eukaryota, Metazoa, Arthropoda, Insecta, Diptera, Culicidae. The transcript is spliced from 7 exons. Gene Ontology annotation, biological process: heterochromatin formation. The record is from RefSeq and is a predicted model, not a curated record.
CGAACCAACAAAGCGAUUGCCGAGCGCUUGGUGAAUUUGGAACUCUUUCUUCGGAUUUUACCCGUAAUUUGGCCGGAAAAGGCGCUAGAACCGAGUUGUUCUUGCGGAAUAAGUGUUAACGAUAGUGAGUGUUAAUUAGGAAGUUGUGGAAAAUCAAAAGUAAUCGCGAAAUCGACGAUUUCUGAUACAGAGAGGGAAAAUUUUUGAGCAGGCAUUCAGUAGCUCGCUUUUUUUCCAUUGAGUUCGGAGUUGAAGACAAAAAGUAAAUUAACUAAAAAAUACGCUUUUAAAGAAUCGUACAUAAAAAUAAUCUCCAACUGACAAACAUGGGCAAAGAAAUCGAUCCGGCUGACAUCGGCAAACACCCGGACCUGAUCCGGAAGGCCCAGGGCGAAAUGGCCCAGUGUGAUGUGCUGGUGUGCGGCCGCUGUCACUCGGUGUUCCACUUCAUCGAGCUGUUCCGGGAGCACAAGGAACAGGAAUGUCCCAAAGAGUCCACGCUGAAGGACUGCCGGGAAACGAAGGCCAAGGUGUGGGCGUUUCUGCUGUGGAAGGCUGCCCAGCUUAACGGGGACGGGGCCUCUGGAGCGGAAGGUGGCACUGGGAAUGUAAACUCCUGGAAGCUAUACCAAACCUGGGUCAAGCUGGAGGAAUCGGUUCGCGAAACGUGGAUCGUCGCCGGGCGGACCAUUCAGUCGUUUGCGCGGAUGGGCCAAGGAAGUUUGCAGGAGAUGCCAGUUAAGAUAACCAAGACUAUCAUCGAAAGUGGACCUGAUGAUAAAAAACAAGCAACGGGAACAUCGCCUUCGACGCAGCAGAAUAGAUAUUUCCCACCCCGUAAACCGGAGAUCAAAACCAAUGCUUCGCCUGGUGCACUUCCGGCUAAGGUUGAUGAAACGAAAAAGUCACCAAUUGUAACACAAGUUAAGAAACCGGAGCCAGUCGUACCGAAUAAACCAGGAGCUGGAAAACGUUCGGUGGCCAAACGUACUACUCCUGGUAGCGGCGAAGUCGUCGAGGAGGAAGUCGAGAAGAUUUUGGCCAAGCGGUUCAAUCCACGCCGUAAAGAGCAUGAGUAUCUGGUGAAAUGGUCUAAGUAUGCCCAUGAUCAAAACACCUGGGAACCGUUGAUUCAUUUGCAAACAUGCCAGAGUGUGCUGGAGUACUUCGAAGUUCAACUGGCGAAACAGAAAGAGCAAAGGGCAGCUGCUGCUGCUCGUACCUUGCAGCAACAACAGGCUGAAAAGGCCAAAGCUGCUGGAACCGCGACUCCUGCUACACCUACAUCGGUCACAAAUACUGCUGCAACAAAACCGGUCACCUCGGCUACAGCAUCUACAACUUCUUCGUCUCUUCCAUCGGUGACGGUUUCUGUUUCGCAGGGAUCCCCAACAAGGCCCUUCCGCAACUCAAAGGUUAACGCAAUGGAUAAGGUCAAGCAGUGGGUUGGGAGUACGGUUGCCGCCAAUGCCGGGAGUUCUAGCUACGAGGAAAACAGCGGUAUCAAAAGGAAGAUGGAAGUCGAAGAGGAACCCAAGGAAGAAGUAACGAUCAAACGAGUAAGGGCGGAAAAUGGCCCUGUAAACCAGAUGUUGAAUAGAGCCCAGCAAAACACAGGCGUAAAAAUGGUUCCAGUUGGAGCGAAAUCCCCAGUAAAGAUCGUCAACGGCAUAGGGGCUCUCAAGAAGGAAGAUGGCAAGUCAGCUGAAGUCAUUGUCAAGACUAUUAAAGACGGCACGGCUAGUGGAGUUGUGAAGAAGCCUGGUUACACCGGAGCAAAAAAUGUGGCAGGUGAAGCUCAAGUUCAAAUUGUCAACCGAGGAGAAGUUCCGAAGCAAGGCGUUUUCAAAGUGUCCCCAGGAACGCCUUCUCCUCAGGCUUCCCCUACGAUUGUUAACCGACAAACGCCCCCAGGCACCACUACUACAACUACAACUCGUAUCGUUCGCAAAAACAUCGGAGGACAACAACAACUGGUUAAACAGGUUGUAAGAACUACCAUUCCGAUCGCCCAAGCUCAAGCCCAGGCACAAAAUCAAACACCCCAACAACGGCAACCGCUUCAGAGAGUAUUCAGCAAUUCAAGUCCAAAUGAAGCUCCCAUCCCUAAAUUAACGACCAACAUUGUCCCGCGAAGCUCGCUCUCCCCAGGACAAUCGAGAUCACAAAGCAUCAACCGUAACUUGAGGAGUACUCCACCCUCCAAAAACACUACCCCAGAGCAAAAAAUUAACGCGCUCCGUAAGCAAGGACUCAACGUCGUUAAAAGGACAGUAUCCCCCGCUGCUACUUCUCCGGCCGUCAGCCAGAAAUCACCGGAAGACGACGAGGGCAUUGCUGAUCCAUUCCCAUCAAAUAUCCAGAAUCCACCACCAGAAUCUCCCUCGAGAGAGCUCACUCUUUGCCCCGUCACUGGAAAAAUUCUUGGCCAAGCCGAAGGUGAACCCACUCCGGUUCCAAGUCCCGAAAUGCAAGAUGACAAGGUUCAAACCAAACAGGAACAUACGCAAGAAAUGCAACAGGAACAGGACACCCAAGUGCAGCAGAUACUCACCAACGAAGACGGUUCCCCGAUCAUUGUGGCCGGCGAAGAUGGCACCCUGUAUCAGGUAGCCGGCAAAAACGCCGAAGGUCAAACCAUCCUCAUUGCCCAGGGUGCCGACGGGGAGCAGCAGUGUGUUUUGGUAGCUGCCCAGGAAGGCGAAGGCGACGAAUCCAAUGCUGGCGUUAUGACCCUGGAUGCGGCCAUCUCCGAAGCCGUUGCCCAUGUGGUACCUCAAGAGGGUCAACAGUUGACGGAAGAACAGGCCGCCCAGUACAAACUGCAGCAAGAAGCUGCCGGAGUGGAUCCAAAUCAGCAGUUGACGAUCCAAACCGAGGAUUCCCAAGACGGUCAAAUUACGGCUGAAGUAGUACAAGCUGACCAACCAUCACCCGGUGGUACGCGCCGGGUGGUUCUGCUGCUACCGGACGGCAGCUUCAUGAUGACCGAAGUUAACGAGGAACAGUACCAAUCGCUUAAUUUGGUAAAUUAAAGUACAGAGAAAAAAAGGAUACCAGCACGCAAACUGACAAACUAACUUACUAUUAAGCAAAGUGUUUGAAUAAUUUAGGCUAUUUUAGUUUUUUCCGCAAAACAAUGUCUCUUCUAUCGACCGAGCCUAUUGCAACCGAAUUUCGUUUUCCUACGAGUAAGCCAACAAGUAAGUUUUACUACUUCCUGUACAGAUGCCAUUGGAACUCCUGAUGGGUUCCAACUUAAGACCUUUGAAGCAUAGUUUUAAACCUCUUGAUUAUAUAAGUAACUCUACUGUUCCGUACAAGAAUUUCGGACUUCGGAAUACAUAUAAGAAUUACGCUAGAGUAAAGUUUAUCUGUUAGUGGUAGUUUACGUGAGAUAAUUACGUAGUGCGUAGGAUGCAUUCAGUAAAAGCGCUUUGUUUGACAACCUUUGAAGAAAAAAUGCCGAUUUUAAUUAUAUAAAAAUGAAGUUAGUUAAAAUAUUAUCAAUCAA